Mercurialis annua (annual mercury) is the source of this 1096-nucleotide messenger RNA. Its product is annotated as bidirectional sugar transporter SWEET3. Gene Ontology annotation, biological process: carbohydrate transport. Gene Ontology annotation, cellular component: membrane. Lineage: Eukaryota; Viridiplantae; Streptophyta; Magnoliopsida; Malpighiales; Euphorbiaceae. The coding region runs from base 66 to 809 and encodes 247 amino acids. The record is from RefSeq and is a predicted model, not a curated record. Gene Ontology annotation, molecular function: sugar transmembrane transporter activity. The transcript has 6 exons.
ACAUCCACAAGACAUUUAAACGUACUUAGAUCAUUUUUGCAUAUACCGUGCCAAUAUAUAAAAAAAUGGGAGAGGGGCUGCGGUUGGCUGUAGGAGUCAUGGGCAAUGCAGCUUCUUUGUUACUUUACGCUGCUCCCAUAUUAACUUUCGUUAGGGUGAUAAGAAAAAGAAGCACAGAGGAGUUUUCAUGUGUGCCGUACAUUGUUACACUGGCAAAUUGUCUCAUUUACACUUGGUACGGACUGCCUGUUGUAAGCUAUAAAUGGGAAAAUUUCCCUUUGGUCACCAUCAAUGGUCUCGGCAUUUUCUUCGAAGUCUCUUUCAUUCUCAUUUACUUCCGAUUUUCUGAAUCCAGAACGAAGAUAAAAGUUGCUAUUAGAACGAUCCCCGUCAUCCUAUAUUCCGCGGCCACUGUAGCUAUCUCAUCUUUUGCGUUCCACGAUCACCAUCAUCGCAAAUUAUUUACCGGUAGCGUUGGGCUGCUUGCCUCGGUCGGAAUGUAUGGUUCACCAUUGGUGGUUAUGAAGCAAGUAAUUACAACAAAAAGCGUGGAAUUCAUGCCCUUCUAUUUAUCAUUUUUCUCAUUUCUCGCCAGUUCUCUUUGGCUAGCUUAUGGUCUCUUGAGCCAUGAUCUGUUUAUUGCGUCCCCUAAUUUCCUCGGGGUACCCUUUGGCAUCCUCCAACUUGUAUUGUACAUCAUUUAUAGGAAAAAAAGUGUCAUGGAAGAACCAAAAAAUUGGGAUUUAGAGAAAAAUAAUGAAGACAAGUCCAAGCAAUUGCAGCUACCUGCUGAUAGCGGCAAAAGCUGAAGAUCCAAGGUUGAAACAAGUGUUUAUAAUAAUUGGGAUUCCUUAAUUUUCUGAAGCAUUCUCCAAGCAGAUUAUUAUUGAAAUUAUCUAUGAAAAAUUAUAAAGUUUGAGACAAAUUAUUUUAAAUUUUAGUGCCUUUGACACUAAAUGAUGUGUACUAAUUUUUAAAUUAUCCACCAUCAUGCAGUUAGAGUACUAUUAUUUUAGUGUUAGUUGAAAUGUAUUAGUGAAAUUGUGCAAAUUGUGUAAUGAAUAAAACACAAUAAAUGAUCAGCAAUAUUUGUUCA